Messenger RNA from Rattus rattus (black rat), 1197 nucleotides. Its product is annotated as chromosome-associated kinesin KIF4-like. The transcript has 7 exons. Gene Ontology annotation, biological process: microtubule-based movement; mitotic spindle organization. The record is from RefSeq and is a predicted model, not a curated record. Lineage: Eukaryota; Metazoa; Chordata; Mammalia; Rodentia; Muridae. The coding region runs from base 322 to 1197 and encodes 291 amino acids. Gene Ontology annotation, molecular function: ATP binding; microtubule binding; microtubule motor activity.
GCUGUACGCGCUCCGAUUGGCUGGCGCCUCUGGGAUCAAUUUGAAACUUGGCGGUUAAAGCUCCGGUUGGAACAGGGCGCCAGGGAAGAUCGGGGAAGGGACGUUUAGUUUGACACCAUUUCGCCUUGCAGUAUUGGGACUGACAAACCAUUAGGCGGUGGCCAAGAGUGACAGGACACAGUGAUCCUGCUGGGAGGGAGAGUGCAUCAGCGAGUUCCGAGUCUCCUACGGCCUGAGAAGGGCCUUUCUACUCCUGCCAACCUCGGAAGGUUCCUGGGAGAGCUGGCUUCACUUGGCCAGGACACCUGCUGAGCUGAUACCAUGAAAGAAGAGGUGAAGGGAAUUCCUGUAAGAGUGGCACUGCGUUGUCGCCCCCUUGUCUCUAAAGAGAUUAAUGAGGGCUGCCAGACGUGCCUUUCCUUUGUGCCCGGAGAGCCUCAGGUGGUGGUUGGUACUGAUAAAUCAUUUACCUACGAUUUUGUGUUUGACCCCUCUACUGAACAGGAAGAGGUCUUUAAUACAGCAGUAGCUCCACUCAUAAAAGGCGUGUUUAAAGGAUACAAUGCAACUGUCCUGGCCUAUGGGCAGACUGGAUCUGGAAAGACUUAUUCAAUGGGAGGUGCAUACACUGCAGAACAAGAACAUGACUCAGCCAUUGGGGUUAUUCCCAGGGUAAUACAACUGCUCUUCAAAGAAAUUAAUAAAAAGACUGACUUUGAAUUUACUCUGAAAGUGUCUUACUUGGAGAUUUAUAAUGAAGAAAUUUUGGACCUUCUAUGUUCAUCUCGUGAGAAAGCAUCUCAAAUAAAUAUCCGGGAGGAUCCUAAGGAAGGCAUAAAGAUUGUGGGACUGACGGAGAAGACUGUGCUAGUUGCCUCGGACACUGUUUCCUGUCUAGAGCAGGGUAACAACUGCAGGACUGUGGCCUCCACAGCUAUGAACUCCCAGUCAUCUCGGUCUCAUGCCAUCUUUACAAUCUCCAUCGAGCAAAGGAAGAAAAAUGACAAAAAUAGCAGUUUCCGUUCCAAGCUGCAUCUUGUAGACCUUGCUGGAUCAGAAAGACAGAAGAAAACCAAGGCCGAGGGAGAUCGUCUGAAAGAGGGUGAGACAAUUAUGGCCAUAGCUCUCGGUGAAAACUUGCAUGCUUUUGUGGCUACUGUUGGUAUUUUGAAGGAACUAUUUCGGUUCUUCUUCUAA